AUGGUCUGGCCUAUGAUCUGUAGGUUAGGCUGUGAUCCUGGGCGUCUUCCACUUAGGCAAGUUGGCAAUCCCACGGACCCACCUAUGGUUGAGGUAUGUAAGACGUCAAACCCUAGCUCUGCGGAUGUGACUGCCUUGAAAACUGCUAUUACUGGUUUCCUACAUGAUGUGGAUGAGUUGAAGUCCACCAAUAUCUUGAUGUUGUGGGGUAAUGUAUAUGUUCCCGAUGACCCCAGUGCAGAUAUGUCAGCUAUUUCUGAGAUCCCUCCAGCUAUUGUGACCAGACAUGCAGUUACAGUUGAUGAUGAUAGAGAGUCCGACACACUUGAGACAGAUGAGGAACAGUUAGAGGCUCGUGAUGAAGUAGUGUUCGAGGAUAUAAAGGACCUGUAG
Messenger RNA from Solanum verrucosum, 393 nucleotides. RefSeq lists its product as uncharacterized. Bases 1 to 393 code for a protein of 130 amino acids. The transcript is spliced from 2 exons. The record is from RefSeq and is a predicted model, not a curated record. NCBI's taxonomy places the organism in Eukaryota, Viridiplantae, Streptophyta, Magnoliopsida, Solanales, Solanaceae.